UUGUAAAACAUAUAUAUUAAUAUCAUUCUCUUUCAGAAAUAUCAAGCAAGAGAAACCUAGCUCCAAUGGAAAACAAGGAUAAUGAAGCUCCCAUCACCUGCACUUACGAUGAUUUUGAACCCAUGUGCAAGUGGCGAAGAGAGGAAGGAUGUGACUUGCUUGAGGUCCAUGGUCUCCAAGAUUUCGAAAGGGAACAACUCAAAGUUAGAAUAAACCUUGGCACUACUCUAGUCAUAACCGGAGAACGCCCUCUGAAGAAUAAUAUCAGAAGUCGUUUUCGGAAGGAAAUCAAAAUCUCCAAGCAUUGCGAAAUAGAUGAAAUUCGUGUGAAGUUUGGCACAGCAGGAAUUCUUCAUGUAUCACUGCCUAAGAAAACAUCCAAAAAAAUAAGCAAUAGUGGAGAUGUCAAUGCAAGUUUGCCAUCAAAUUACCUAAUUGGCCUAGAAAGUUCGACUUGCUGCAGACUAAAAUUGGCUGCGCAAGGUAUGGCUGUGGUAGUAUUUGCCAUGGCUAUUGCAGCAUUUGUAUACAAACCGCGUCGUUGUGUUCAAGUUGAAAGCUAAUCAUAUUAAUAUUUCUUCUGUAUAUAUAAUCUAAUUGUUGAUAAUAUGAAAACUUUGAUUAA
Hevea brasiliensis (rubber tree) is the source of this 625-nucleotide messenger RNA. RefSeq lists its product as uncharacterized. The transcript has 2 exons. The record is from RefSeq and is a predicted model, not a curated record. The coding region runs from base 66 to 563 and encodes 165 amino acids. NCBI's taxonomy places the organism in Eukaryota, Viridiplantae, Streptophyta, Magnoliopsida, Malpighiales, Euphorbiaceae.